Molecule: messenger RNA, 858 nt
Organism: Phaeoacremonium minimum UCRPA7
Lineage: Eukaryota; Fungi; Ascomycota; Sordariomycetes; Togniniales; Togniniaceae
Product: putative glycosyltransferase family 31 protein
Exons: 1
Coding region: 1-858 (285 amino acids)
Source: RefSeq, a predicted model, not a curated record
AUGGACAAGUUACUGCGAGAGCUGGCAAAGUUCAAGAAUGACGAGCCUUAUUAUAUCGGAGUGCCUAGCGAGCGGUCUGACUGGUUCGUUGAAAGGAAUGAAAGUAUGACAUACGGGGGAGGUGCCGUGUUCGUUACUCAAGCAAUGGCAGAGAUGGCUGCAUCCUGUUUCCGAAAAGACAAAAGGGACAACGAGUUCGGUUCCGGGUCCGCCUGGGAUGCGGUGCUUUACGACUGUAUUUCCAAAAACACCGAGGAGAACCUGCACAUCCUUCCAAGCUUCUACUCACCGGAAGAUGAUCAACGCUAUGGACAGGAGACUAUCAGCAAUGAGGGCUAUGGCGGUGGUAUACAACCUCUCACACUCCACCACGCUCGAAAUUGGCAUCGGUUCGAAGCAGGAAAAGGGCAUCUGGUGACAUCCGUGUGCGGAGAAGACUGCUUCUUGCAACGAUUUCAAUUCAAGGAUGACUGGAUCCUCGUCAAUGGAUACUCCAUCACAAAUUUCCCCGACGGCAUGGAUGCGAUACCGUUAAAGAAGGGCUCAAAGCUGCUUACUCAAGAUUCGCGCGACGCAAAGCCAAUCAAGAUCCACGAGAGUAUAGUCCUGGACAGCACCGAGCGCCUAGCUGAGACCGCAGACAUGAAGAUGAUCGUGUGGACGGGGAGGAAACGUGUUUGGAGGCUGGCAGACUCGAAGCUCCUGGACAAUGGGGAAGUCUGGCAGGCUUAUAUCAAGAGAAAGGAUGGAGGAAACUGGGACGAUUAUGUUGAUAGGCGGCUAUCGGGCGAUAGAAUUCACUCCGAUGAGGAGAGGACAGAUAGAGAUUCUGUCAUUGUACUAAUAUGGGAGCCAUGA